Fundulus heteroclitus (mummichog) is the source of this 1856-nucleotide messenger RNA. It is a transcript of the gene tyrp1b, whose product is annotated as tyrosinase-related protein 1b. Gene Ontology annotation, molecular function: oxidoreductase activity. The transcript is spliced from 9 exons. Bases 155 to 1756 code for a protein of 533 amino acids. The record is from RefSeq and is a predicted model, not a curated record. Gene Ontology annotation, biological process: melanocyte differentiation; melanosome organization. Gene Ontology annotation, cellular component: melanosome. Lineage: Eukaryota; Metazoa; Chordata; Actinopteri; Cyprinodontiformes; Fundulidae.
UCAUUGUGCUGCACUGCACUCGUGCAUGCGUUUGAGCAUUCUGGCACCAGCUCCAGAAAGGUCCGCUUUGUGCCCAGUCUCUAUUUAAGACAAAUGAGAGAAAUGGGCUGACUCUUUGGGGGUAGGGUCAUAACUUUGCAAGCAGAGGAGCAGCAUGCACCGUCAGAGCAUGUGGAUCGUGGGUCCCAUGGUGGUGAGCUUGUGCACCAGCCUCGCUCUGGCCCAAUUCCCCCGAGAGUGCGUCACUCCUGAGGGGCUGCGGAGCGGCCAGUGCUGUCCAUCCCCUGCAGGCGUGGCGGCGGAUGAGUGUGGCUCCAGCACAGGAAGAGGGCAGUGUGUGACAAUCGCGACCGACAGCCGCCGCCACGGGCCACAGUACCCGUACGCGGGGCGCGAUGACAGAGAGAGGUGGCCUCUGAGGUUCUUCAACCGCACCUGCCAGUGUAACGGCAACUUCAGCGGCUACAACUGUGGACGGUGUAAGCACGGUUUGACUGGGCCGAACUGUGAUCAGAGGAUCUCCGUAGUGAGGAGGAACAUCAAGCAGAUGAACACAGCUGAGAAGCAGGCUUUUAUAAAUGCCUUAGACCAAGCAAAGAGGACAGUCCACCCUAACCUUGUCAUCUGUACAAGAAGGUACCAGGAGGUGUUUGGACCUGAUGGAAACACCCCACAGUUUGAGAACAUCACCAUUUACAACUACUUUGUUUGGAGCCACUACUACUCUGUCAGUAAGACAUACCUCGGACCAGGCCAGGCCAGCUUUGGAGGUGUGGACUUCUCGCAUGAAGGUCCAGGCUUUGUCACCUGGCAUCGAUUUCAUCUGCUGCAACUGGAGAGAGACAUGCAGGACAUGCUCAGUGACCCAACCUUCGCCCUGCCCUACUGGAACUUCGCCACCGGCGGCAGCGAGUGCGACAUCUGCACCGAUGACCUGCUGGGGGCGAGGAGCACCUUCGACGCGAACUCCAUCAGCCCCAACUCCGCGUUCUCUGAGUGGAGGGUCAUCUGCGAGAGCGUGGAGGACUACGACGCGCUGGGCACCGUCUGCAACAGUACCGAGAGCAGUCCAAUCAGGAGGAACCCGGCGGGUAACGUGGCACGGCCCAUGGUGCAGAGGUUACCGGAGCCCCAGGACGUGCUGGACUGUCUGGAGCUGAAGACUUUCGACACUCCGCCUUACUACUCCACCUCCUCGGAGAGCUUCAGGAACAGCAUCGAAGGCUACAGUGCCCCGCAGGGGAUGUAUGACCCCGUCAUCCGCAGCCUCCACAAUCUAGCUCACCUCUUUCUCAACGGGACGGGCGGACAGACUCACCUGUCUCCGAAUGAUCCCAUCUUCGUCUUGCUGCACACCUUCACUGAUGCGAUCUUCGACGAGUGGCUUCGCAGGCACCAACCAGGUGAAAUAGUUUACCCUGAUGAAGACGCCCCCAUUGGACACAACCGCAGGUUCAACAUGGUUCCUUUUUGGCCUCCUGUCACCAACGCCGAGAUGUUUGUCCCUGCCACCGAAAACCUGGGAUACUCAUAUGAAGUCCAGUGGCCAGCUCGCCCCCUCACCCUGUCUGAGAUCAUCACCGUGGCCAUCGUUGCGGCGGUGGUGGCCGUAGCCGCCGUGGGCGCUGUCGUCGCCUGUGCCGUGCGAGCUCGUUCCCACAGCUCAGCCGAGGCCUUGGAGCCGCUGAUGGCAGAGACCUACAGGCGUUACUCGGAGGGAGACAGGAGGCUGGACAAAUCGCAGUCUGUUGUCUGAGUCCACAUCUGCCUUAAGAGGGACUGCCGUUGUCCUCUGCAAUUUUUUUUAAUUUUAUUUACCAACAUCCUCUAAUAAAGCUUCGGUGGUUUUAAAUCGA